CGUAAAGAACAUAAUAGGGAUAUAGUGGGCACAUUGUGGCGAUAAUCCUCGUGUCAUGGUGCUCACGAGGGCGGACUGGAACAACGACGUCCGGUCAGCUCGGUGUCUCCUCGGUCGAGAGCAGAACAGGAAACAAACCGGGUGAAUUAUACACCGUGUCGGCGGUCACAUGUCGUGCAGCGGGCUCCUGAAUGAUUUAAAGCUUUUUACAUCAUCGGCCUCACCCUCCCUCCCCUCCGCCUCCCUCCCUCGCGCUGAUGCACCGCGCAGCCCGGAGAUGCUGAUGCUGGUGACCGACUGCAGCAUCCGACAUGGGCAUCCUUUAAUCCCGCCACAAUAGCUUUCUCACCAUGUGGGGAACAACUACGAUGGCAUUUCACUAAACCUGGAAAAGAGACAAGAGGCAAGGGCAGCAACACGAAAGAUCCUUCUUUUGAAUAUACCAUCAUUUGGAAAAGGAAUACUCUUUUUCCACAGUGCGUCCAAGGAAACAGUGAACUUACCAAUAAGAACUUCCUGCUCUUCUUCCCUUUGACUCUGACCCUUGACCUUGAGCUCUCACUAUGAGCAGUCUGUUAGUGAAGCUAGACCCUCGGAGGGUACAAUGGGGCUCCACGUGGAACACCUUCACGUCCCGCGUCCUGAGGACCAAACCGGUGGAGUCCAUGUUGGAUUCAGCCACGACGGGCACAGGCGCUCAUGGGACCAAACUGGCCCGGGUCUUAUCCACAGUGGACCUGGUGUCGCUGGGCGUGGGCAGCUGCGUGGGGACGGGGAUGUACGUGGUCUCUGGACUGGUUGCCAAGGAGAUGGCCGGUCCGGGGGUCAUUGUGUCCUUCAUUAUCGCCGCUGUGGCCUCCAUACUGUCGGGAGUGUGUUAUGCAGAGUUUGGCGUGCGGGUGCCUAAGACCACAGGAUCGGCCUACACCUACAGCUACGUGACGGUGGGCGAGUGCGUGGCGUUUUUCAUCGGCUGGAACUUGAUCCUGGAGUAUCUGAUCGGCACGGCCGCGGGGGCGUCGGCUCUCAGCAGCAUGGCGGACUCACUGGCCAAUCACACUAUCAGCAACUUUAUGAUCACACACAUCGGAACGCUCAGCGGCUUAGGUAAAGGCGAGCAGUCGUACCCCGACCUGCUGGCGCUGGUCAUCGCUCUGCUGGUGACGGUCAUCGUGGCUCUGGGAGUGAAGAACUCUGUGGGCUUCAACAACGUGCUGAACGUCAUCAACCUCGCAGUGUGGGUGUUCAUGAUGAUCGCCGGGCUGUUCUUCGUCAACGGAGAGAACUGGGACGAUGGGAAAUUCCUGCCCUUCGGCUGGUCGGGGGUUUCUGUGAUCCUGACUCUGAUGGUGCCGUACGAUGAGAUUGACGCAGACGCUCCGCUCAUGGAGAUGUUUGCCGUGCAUGGCUGUAUGUUCGCAAAGUAUAUCGUGGCGGUGGGCUCCAUAGCAGGACUCACUGUAUCCCUCCUGGGGUCCCUGUUCCCCAUGCCCAGGAUCAUCUAUGCCAUGGCAGGGGACGGCCUGCUGUUUAAGUUCCUGGCCAAUGUGUCUCCAUACACAGAGACCCCUGCUGUGGCGUGUGUGGUGUCGGGCUUCCUGGCUGCCCUGCUGUCUCUCAUGGUCAGCCUCAGAGACCUCAUAGAGAUGAUGUCCAUAGGGACUCUGCUGGCCUACACCCUG
This is a messenger RNA of Notothenia coriiceps (black rockcod), 1682 nucleotides long. RefSeq names its product probable cationic amino acid transporter. Gene Ontology annotation, cellular component: plasma membrane. The annotation marks the transcript as partial. Gene Ontology annotation, biological process: amino acid transport; transmembrane transport. The transcript is spliced from 6 exons. The record is from RefSeq and is a predicted model, not a curated record. Lineage: Eukaryota; Metazoa; Chordata; Actinopteri; Perciformes; Nototheniidae. Gene Ontology annotation, molecular function: amino acid transmembrane transporter activity.